AUGAAAUUAACCAUAGAGUCAGAUGAUGGUGAAGCAGCAGGUGAUGACAAGAAAAAGAAGAGGGCAAGAACCACUACUGCUAAAGUUCUUGGCAAGCCCUCAAUGAUGAGAGAUCCCUCUGAAGAAGAGGAAGAGGAAGAGGAUGCUGCACCAGCACCCAAAGCUCAGAAGAUUAUGGGAGAUGCUAUAAAGGCAGGGGAUGCUCCAUCAAAGCCCAAGUCUGCUCCCAAAGCUCAAGCUCAGAAGCCCCCAAAACCCAAGAGGAACACCAGAAGUAUACCUACUAAAGAAAAGAACAAGGCCCCAGUGCCUCAAGCUGAAGAAGAGGAUGAUGAUUCACUUGUUUUGAGGAAGUUGAAGCCCAAGAUUCCUGAUCAUAAUGAUGCUAAUCCAGUAGCUGAAGACAUGCAUAUCAGAAAGGAUGCUGGACUGAGAUUGUGGAGACAGUCUGAUCCUUAUGCUGUGAGGAGGAGGACAGCAGUUGAUUACAGGUUUCACACAAAGGAACAGCAAGACUUUUAUGAAACUUUUUUGCUUGACAAGAAGCCCAUUGUAUGUGACAUGAGAUGGGUGGAUUGGGAAUACAUCAAGGAAGAAGAAGAUCACUUUCCAGGAGUUUAUGACAGCUUCAAGGCAUGUGGAGUUGACAAAUUUGUUGGGCAUAAGCUCACCAAAUGGAAUGAUGAGCUGAUCAUGCAGUUUUACUCCACUGCCCACUUCUAUCCAGAUGGGAGGAUAGUUUGGAUGUCAGAAGUACCGAGGGGCAAGCUCUUGGGUUUUCUGGUUUCUCACAGAGGCAUUGAAGCUAACCCGGAAAAGAUCAAAGCAAUCACCUCUCUGGCUAAGCCGGCGUGCAUAAACGACGUCCAGCGUCUGGCGGUCCGCAUCGCUGCCUUGAGCCGGUUUAUAAGCCGUUUGGGUGAAAAGGCCAUGCCACUGUACCAGUUGAUGAAGAAAACAGAUGACUUUAUCUGGAAUGAUGCUGCUAAUGCUGCUUUUGAGGAUUUGAAGAGACAGCUGGCUGAGCCCCCAGUCCUUGCUGCUCUUGUUGACAAGGAUCCCUUAUUGCUGUAUGUAGCCGCUAACACACGAGCUGUCAGUGUGGCUGUGGUGGUGGAGCGUAAGGAAGCAGGUAAG
Aegilops tauschii subsp. strangulata is the source of this 1137-nucleotide messenger RNA. RefSeq lists its product as uncharacterized. Lineage: Eukaryota; Viridiplantae; Streptophyta; Magnoliopsida; Poales; Poaceae. The record is from RefSeq and is a predicted model, not a curated record.